This is a messenger RNA of Cyclospora cayetanensis, 855 nucleotides long. RefSeq names its product PWI domain-containing protein C825.05c. The transcript is spliced from 9 exons. Gene Ontology annotation, cellular component: spliceosomal complex. Gene Ontology annotation, molecular function: RNA binding. The record is from RefSeq and is a predicted model, not a curated record. Bases 1 to 855 code for a protein of 284 amino acids. Lineage: Eukaryota; Apicomplexa; Conoidasida; Eucoccidiorida; Eimeriidae. Gene Ontology annotation, biological process: regulation of mRNA splicing, via spliceosome; mRNA processing.
AUGGCAGGGAACUUCUACAAGGGGACCUCCAAGGAGCAAACUCCAUUUUUCAAAGAUAAGGACACACAGCUUAUUGCACAGAGAAAAUGGCCGGCUAUUUUCGAGCAAGAGGUGGACAUGACGAAAGUGAACGUCGAAGUCAUGAAGGCGUGGAUAAACCACAAAAUCACUGAAUUGCUUGGUUUCGAAGAUGACAUUGUCAUUUCUUAUUGUCUCUCUCAGCUGGUGCCGGAAGAGGCUUUAGCUGCAGACGUUGACGAGCGAAAAAAUUACCUGUGCCCGAAAAAACUAGCGAUAUCCCUCACGGGGUUCGUUGGUAAGCAGGCAACGAAUUUUGUCCGCGAACUGUGGAAGCUGCUUUUAAGCGCCCAAGACACGCCCACGGGAAUUCCACCGGAGUUCCUAGAGAACAGAAGGCUGGAAAUGGAAAGGAAAAGAGAGGAGGCUGCACGCAUUAAUGAAGAGCUGGUGCGUAGGCAUGAGCAAAUGAUGGCAUCGGAGUUCAACAAGCAAAUCAAACAGUUCGCCACGGGGACAGCUCCCCCAAAACCACCGACACUCAUAGCCUACGACACGAUUCCGGACACUGGGGGCGGUAUGAGGGGCUGGGAUAACGAUGAUGCACCUGCAACUCGUAUUCGCGCAGGCUCCCAUGAACGCAGCCGGAGUAACAGCCGAAGUCGUAGCCGGUCUGCCGGCAGAAGCCGCCGGGCUCGCGGGGAUAGAUACGAGAGGCGCAGGGGCAGGCGGCGAGGCGAUUCUCGUAGUGUAUCGCAUUCACGGUCCCGCUCGCCAAGCCGAGGCCGGGAGAGGGAUCGUGACCGUCGGCGUGGGCGUUCUAGCGACCGUGAUUGA